CUCGUGUACCUUAUCGCACCUAGUCCCUUUUUUCCUAUGAUAUGCGUUCCUAGUGGUGUGUAUGCGUAUUCGAGCCUCAUCCUCAUCAGCAACAGUAGAUCCAGCCCAGGACCGGGGAGCACCGUGGAUGGGCGCUCGAACGAUGUUUUCCAAGUUUAAAAGCGGUGGCUCAACACCAAACAUUCUUGAAUCAAACCCUAUAUUGAACCACUUUGAGGUAGGAAAGCAAUCCGCGACUGCCGGUCCAGAAAACGUUUGGAGGGUCCUCGAGGGAUAUCGUAAAAGCGAUGGAAAGGAAGUUUCAAUAUUUUUGUUUGAGAAACGUUCAGUGGAAAAAAUUACGAAACCAAAACGAAAAGAAACUAUUACGGAAACGCUACGCGCUGGAGUUCAAAACUUGGAACGAUUUCGUCAUCCAAAGAUUUUACAGGUGAUACAUACAGCAGAGCAGUGUCAGGAAACAUUAGCUUUUGCUUCGGAACCAGUUCUUGCAAGUUUAGCUAAUGUUUUGGCCUACGAGGAACAAAAAGCUUUAGCUGCUGCGCAAUCUAAUGCUUCGGCGGUAGGACAACAAACACAACAUCAACAUCAACAUCAACAUAAUCAACACAAUCGUCCAGUUUAUCUGAAAGAAUACGAAUUGUUAGACAUGGAAAUCAAGUACGGUCUUCUACAGAUAACAGAAGCUCUAUCUUUUCUUCAUUAUAGUCGGCAGGUCCUCCACAGGAAUGUUUGUCCAAGUAGUAUAAUGAUUACGAAAAAAGGAACGUGGAAAUUGUUUGGUUUUGAAUUUAUAGAGGGAGUAUUGAACGAAAAAGAUGCUUCAGAGCUAAUACCACUUCCUCAAUGGACCAACAGAAUCUCAAAAAUGGCUCAACCAAGUCUGGACUAUUUGGCACCGGAGGUGCAGCUGAGCAAGAGAGGAAGUAUACUCAGUGAUAUGUACAGUUUUGGAAUGGUCAUUUGUUCAAUCUUCAAUUAUGGUCGUCCACUGAUUCAAGCGAAUCACAAUUGCUCAGAUUAUGCUAGACAACUGGAUAUGCUGGAGGACCAAGUACACAAUAUUUUGCCAAGAGUACCAGUACCAUUACAGGAAGCUGUCUCAAGGCUUUUGAAUAAAGAACCAAGGCAACGACCAACGGCUCAACUUCUCACUCUUAUCAAAUAUUUCAGUGACCCAUCUGUAUAUGCCUUGCAAUUUUUGGACGUCAUUAAUAUGAAGGACCCUACACAGAAAGCCCAUUUCUAUAGAACUACACUCAAGGAAGCCCUUCCUUAUAUUCCACGAAAACUUUGGUACCAACACAUUUGGCCUUACUUACAAGAGGAGACGAGAUCACAGGAAGUUUUUGCUGCUGUUCUUCAACCCAUGCUUUACAUUAUUCAAAACAGUACCUCAGAGGAGUAUGAAAAAAUCAUUCUUCCCAGUUUCAGACCUCUUUUCAAUACUCCGAAGUCGACUCAAGGUUCAGUAAUUCUUCUGGAGAACUUGCAUAUCAUUUUGGAGAAAACUCCACUCGACGUAGUCAGAGACGAAGUUUUACCGAUGCUUUUCACCUCCUUCGACAGUCCAACAAUCCAAAUUGAGAGUGCAGCCUUUGUGGCAGUGGCAAAUGUGACACAUUUCCUGGACGAUCUGGUGAUACGAAGAACAGUUUUGCCAAAAAUAAAAAUAGCUUUUGAGAAAAACUCGACGGAUAUGAGGAUUCUGAUGAAAGCUUUGGCGAGUAUUCUUGAUCGACUUGAAAAACAACAAAUUAUUGACGAGGUAAUGCCACUUUUGUGGAAUGUGAAGCUGCAAGAACCUGAAAUUGUCGUUCGGGUAGUAAGUAUUUACAGGCUCAUGUUAAGCGACAAAAAAUAUGGUCUCUCUGUAAAUCUUAUGGCGACAAGAGUGAUGCCAUCGUUGCUGCCUCAAACAGUGAACCCUGCCCUGAAAUUAGAGAACUUCAAUAUGCUUUUGGAUGUUCUUCAGGAAAUGCUCAAUCAAAUAGAAAGAAACCAAAGGAACAAAUUACAGUUGGAUGCAGAUAUGCGACGACCUUUAAGACACCAGUGCAGUACAGACAACAUGCAUGUUCCACCUUUCAAUAUUCCUAAUCUUCGUAUUGAGCAGAGGAAGACAUCUUCAGCAGAAGACAUGGCCAGGAAAAAUUCAAUCGGUACCGGAAUGUUUGGAAGCUGGUGGUUCGGUUCAACAUCAUCCACGAAUGACAAUAACUUCCUGAGGGUGGCAAAUACCUUCACAUGCCGUCGUCUUUCCGACAAUACCCUGAUGACACCAAAAAUUCGCAUAGCACCAUCAUGUGCGAGUUCUCCAGGUGGUACCCCUGGUGGAGGAUUGCCAAUUCGACGACAUUCUAGUACUGGUCCUCAAGAACGACGAGGUUCGAACAUCAAUCUUUCACCACCCACGGGUGGAAUGCCGAUCACAAGUAGCAGCGUUCCUUACCUUCUGAGCUCGAGUAUGAACAGUAUUCGUGGGUCUCGGCGACCCUCAGUUUCAUCAAAUGCAUCACAGCAAGGAAUUCUCCAGCAAUCUAUUAGUGGCAUGGUAAGACAACUACCCCCCAUCUGCCUGAACCUGAAUGGACCACCACAACCAACACUCUCUCCAUCACUCCAGCCAUCGGGACAGCCUUCCCACUGACCCUUGGUUACAGUUACCAACUGUUCUCUGGACGGUCUUAAGCCCUCGGAUUUGGAGAGAAAU
Molecule: messenger RNA, 2713 nt
Organism: Belonocnema kinseyi
Lineage: Eukaryota; Metazoa; Arthropoda; Insecta; Hymenoptera; Cynipidae
Gene: bma
Product: SCY1-like protein 2
Exons: 18
Coding region: 62-2650 (862 amino acids)
Biological process (GO): protein phosphorylation
Molecular function (GO): protein kinase activity; ATP binding
Source: RefSeq, a predicted model, not a curated record